AUGGACGACCUAAACGGGUUGAGUUGGUCAAACAACUCGAACGCCCCAUCAAAUAAACCGCCGCCCAUGAGCUCUGGCCUCAUGUUCCCCAAUAUACGGUCCACUGGUGGCUCUGGAAGGUCAACGCCCAUGUCCGCUGCCUCGAACCGCACUCCGUCGCCUUCCAAACCCGCCACGUCCACCGGAGAUAGCUUCGCCAAUCUGGUCUCAUUCAACUCCUCCGCCGCAAACAAGAACCUCUCACUUGCGGAACAACAAAAGCGUUUGCAGGAGGAGAAGGCAAAGAAGGAAGCAGAGAAGCGAAGUCAGUACGAGGCGCAAUAUGGGGGGCAGAACAAUCAGUUCUGGGACGGUCUUGAGCAAGGCCGUACCCAGAGCCCUGCUGCCGCGCCAGUCUCACAGUCCGUAUCUCCUCCUGCCGACGACGAUGAUAUAUUAGCCGCCUUCAAUGCUGCGGCGCCUGUGGACGCAUCAACGAACUUCCCUAUCCCGAGCUCCAACGCUUCGCCCCAGAUCGGCUCCAAUACCUCACAACAUUCAUUAGGUAGAGGGAUCUCAAUGCGCGACAACACAGGAGGAUUGGAUGCAUUUGACGACGACGAUCCUUUUGGCCUCAAUCAAUUGAAGCCCCAGACAGCGGCCGCCCCUCCUCCCGCACAACAUGACGAUGACGACUUCCUUGGAUUGCUGGGGAAGCCCGUGUCGGAAAUACCGCGGCAAAAGCCUACCCCAUCGCCUCCGGCUCCCUCAAUUCGAGAAACGAGGAGCCAAGAUGCAUCGCCCAUGCCGUCGAGCGAUGAGGAUCGAGCUAUCGCGGAGCUGGUCGAUAUGGGAUUCUUCGCGGAAAAAUCUCGCCAGGCCCUAAGGGCUACACCGUCAGGGACAGAUGUGCAGGCUGCUGUUGGUUGGCUUCUCACACAAGCCCACGCUGAAUCUAGACAAAAGUCACAGGGACAAUCACCGUCGAACGGUCCAUCCCAUGACCCAGUGGAGCGAAUUGGUAGUCGCCAUCGUGAUGCUCCGUCUUGGGCGCGGGAAGGCAGGUCACAGACUCCUCGACGAGAUGACAGUAUGAGCCCCGGUGCCGAGAAAGACCCGGCCCAAAUCGCAUCCCAGCUUGGCAACAACCUUUGGAAAACUGCCGGCUCUCUCUGGAAAACAGGAAGCAAAAAGUUCCAGCAGGCUGUGAACGAGUUCAAUACGGAUCAUGACCCCAGCCAACCCAAGUGGAUGAGAGAUGCUUCCGCUACACGCGAAGAUUCGUUCCCUCCACCGCAGCCACCUCGACGUGGUGGUGACAGGACAGAUCAACCGCGACAGAAACCACGAGAUUUCACAGAUGAGGCCAUGCUUCUUGAAACCGGCGAUGCUCGACCUCGUAAACCUGUUCGGCCGGAUACUAGUGGCAAUGACCUUCGCCAGCAGUCUCGAUCCCCCGCCCAACACAUGCAACAGCCUAAUUUCCUGCAACGGCCAUCACGUCCCAAUUCCACGGAACCCAAAUCUCGUCUGUCACGAUUUGCCACGGAGGAGCAAUCGGCACAAGCCUAUGUUAGUUCAGCAAGGCGAAAGCGGCCUCAAGCACCGCCUCCAGCGCCUGAACCCGCUGUUGAUCUCUUCGAUUCUCCCGCCCCUUCAUCCCAACAUCCCAAACCGGCGACUCCAUCACAAGUCACACCUCAGACACGCUCAGCAUCAAUCCCGGUGCAUCCUAAAGCCCCGCCGCGACCUAUUCCACCUGUAUCGGCCGAGGCUCUUCAGUCUACGCAUCGCCACCGCGAAAAGGCCGCAGAAGCGUAUAAGCGAGGUGACUAUGCAGCUGCUUAUCAGAGCUUUUCAACUGCUCUAAACAUGCUCCCUGAAAAGCACCCAAUCACAAUCAUGAUCCGCAGCAACCGCGCGAUGACAGCGCUGAAGACCGGUGAACCGAAGUCCGCCGUUGACGAUGCCGACGCUAUUCUGGCCUUAAUUGGUCCCUCGAAGGGUGAAUCCGAAACAAUUGAUCUUGGAAAUGGCGAGCCCGCCAAGCCAAUGAAGGAUUUCUUCGGCAAGGCCUUGAUGCGCAAAGCCGAGGCAUUGGAACAGCUCGAGAAAUGGGUCGACGCGGCGCAGGUAUGGAAAUUGGCUGUCGAGGUGGGCCACGGCGGAAGCACCAGUAUUCAAGGCCGAAACCGAUGCGAGAAGGCCGCUGGUAUCAGCAAGCCCCCAACGAAGGCAGUUCCCGUCAAGAAACGGGCAACUCCUGCGCCCAAGCAGGCUUCUGCGCUGUCAGACCUGGGUGGAGCAUCAAGCUCUGGUCAAGACUCGAAAGCUGUCAGCCGUUUGCGGGAGGCCAACGAAGCUUCCGAGCGUGCUGAUGAGGAGAAAUUCGCUCUCUCAGACAGUGUCGACGCCAGAAUCGCAACCUGGAGGAACGGGAAGCAGGACAAUCUGCGCGCUCUGCUGGGUAGUCUUGAUACUGUUCUUUGGGCCGACUCUGGGUGGAAGAAGAUCAACUUGUCGGAGCUGGUAUUGCCGAACAAGGUGAAAAUUCAAUAUAUGAAGGGAAUUGCUAAGGUGCAUCCCGACAAGAUUCCCACCACUGCUACCACUGAGCAGCGGAUGAUCUCCAGUGCAGUCUUUGGAACCCUGAAUGAAGCAUGGGACAAGUUCAGAGUGGAGAACAACCUCUAGCGCGAUAUCUUAACGUCAUCGCUAGCCUGAUUUUGCAAUCGCUACAUACCAUGGCCAUAUUUUCAUGUCAA
Penicillium cinerascens is the source of this 2744-nucleotide messenger RNA. Its product is annotated as UBA/TS-N domain protein. The coding region runs from base 1 to 2673 and encodes 890 amino acids. The transcript has 2 exons. Gene Ontology annotation, molecular function: clathrin binding. Gene Ontology annotation, biological process: clathrin-dependent endocytosis; clathrin coat disassembly. The record is from RefSeq and is a predicted model, not a curated record. Lineage: Eukaryota; Fungi; Ascomycota; Eurotiomycetes; Eurotiales; Aspergillaceae. Gene Ontology annotation, cellular component: intracellular membrane-bounded organelle; vesicle; cytoplasm.